Messenger RNA from Pongo pygmaeus (Bornean orangutan), 4122 nucleotides. RefSeq names its product adrenoceptor alpha 1A (gene ADRA1A). The transcript has 3 exons. Lineage: Eukaryota; Metazoa; Chordata; Mammalia; Primates; Hominidae. Gene Ontology annotation, molecular function: alpha1-adrenergic receptor activity. Gene Ontology annotation, biological process: phospholipase C-activating G protein-coupled receptor signaling pathway; cell-cell signaling; regulation of cardiac muscle contraction. The record is from RefSeq and is a predicted model, not a curated record. The coding region runs from base 1011 to 2411 and encodes 466 amino acids. Gene Ontology annotation, cellular component: plasma membrane.
GUUACGUCAGCGAGAGCUGCAAAGUUCCUUGCUAUUCUUUUCUGGUGUCGGGGAGCUGAAUAUUAAAAGGGUGAUUGUGGAGUUACCGGUUAUCUGCAUUUUUUUUCUUUUCUUAUUUUGACUCUUUUUAAAAAAUGCAGGUAAAGUGACAGCGGGCCAGGAGCCUAAAGACAUUAGUGGUGGAGGGGUGAGUCAGCGGGUGCAAAAGGACAAGGAUUUGGUUCCUCGGAGAGACGGUCCCCUCUCCGCCUCCAGAGAAGAGCAGGCAGGCAGCUCCCGGGACCGAAGCUGGGUCCGCCUCCCCCGCGCGCGAGCUGGUGGCUCAGCAGCUGCGCUUCAGGUGGACGCGGUCAAACGAUGCACCGCAGCCGCCUGGGUCUCAGCACAUAUUUCACACCCACGUUCCCUGGCCUGUGCUCCUAGAAGCUGGCGAGAGCAGCAGCCUUCGGUGGGGCAGCUCAAAAUGUAGGUAACUGCGGGCCAGGAGCAGCGCCCAGAUGCCAUCAGUCCCUGCCUUUGAGCGUCGACGGCUGAUCCUUUGGUUUGAGGGGGAGACUGGCGCUGGAGUUUUGAAUUCCGAAUCAUGUGCAAAAUGCUGAAUCUUCCCCCAGCCAGGACGAAUCAGACAGCGCGGAAAAGCAGACUCUCCUAAUUCUGGAAUUGCAUGUUGCAAGGAGUCUCCUGGAUCUUCGCGCCCAGCCUCGGGUAGGGAGGGAGUCGGGGUCCCGGGCUAGGCCAGCCCAGCAUGUGGAGAGGGUCCCGGGCAGCCCCGUGCGCCCCUGGCCAUGUCUCCUUUAAUGCCCUGCCCCUUCGUGUGGCCUUCUGAGGGUUCCCAGAGUUGGCCAGGGUUGUUUCCCACCCGCGCGCGCGCUCUCACCCCCAGCCAAACCCAGCUGGCAGGGCUUCCUCCAGCCGAGACCUUUUGAUUCCCGGCUCCCGCGCUCCCGCCUCCGCGCCAGCCCGGGGGGUGGCCCUGGAGAGCCGGACCUCGCCCGGCCCCGGCUGGGACCAUGGUGUUUCUCUCUGGAAAUGCUUCCGACAGCUCCAACUGCACCCAACCGCCGGCACCGGUGAACAUUUCCAAGGCAAUUCUGCUCGGGGUGAUCUUGGGGGGCCUCAUUCUUUUCGGAGUGCUGGGGAACAUCCUAGUGAUCCUCUCCGUAGCCUGUCACCGACACCUGCACUCAGUCACGCACUACUACAUCGUCAACCUGGCGGUGGCCGACCUCCUGCUCACCUCCACGGUGCUGCCCUUCUCCGCCAUCUUCGAGGUGUUAGGCUACUGGGCCUUCGGCAGGGUCUUCUGCAACAUCUGGGCCGCAGUGGAUGUGCUGUGCUGCACCGCGUCCAUCAUGAGCCUCUGCAUCAUCUCCAUCGACCGCUACAUCGGCGUGAGCUACCCGCUGCGCUACCCAACCAUCGUCACCCAGAGGAGGGGUCUCAUGGCUCUGCUCUGCGUCUGGGCACUCUCCCUGGUCAUCUCCAUCGGACCCCUGUUCGGCUGGAGGCAGCCGGCCCCCGAGGACGAGACCAUCUGCCAGAUCACCGAGGAGCCGGGCUACGUGCUCUUCUCAGCGCUGGGCUCCUUCUACCUGCCGCUGGCCAUCAUCCUGGUCAUGUACUGCCGCGUCUACGUGGUGGCCAAGAGGGAGAGCCGGGGCCUCAAGUCCGGCCUCAAGACCGACAAGUCGGACUCGGAGCAAGUGACGCUCCGCAUCCAUCGGAAAAACGCCCCGGCAGGAGGCAGCGGGGUGGCCAGCGCCAAGACCAAGACGCACUUCUCGGUGAGGCUCCUCAAGUUCUCCCGGGAGAAGAAAGCGGCCAAAACGCUGGGCAUCGUGGUCGGCUGCUUCGUUCUCUGCUGGCUGCCUUUUUUCUUAGUGAUGCCCAUUGGGUCUUUCUUCCCUGAUUUCAAGCCCUCUGAAACAGUUUUUAAAAUAGUAUUUUGGCUCGGAUAUCUAAACAGCUGCAUCAACCCCAUCAUAUACCCAUGCUCCAGCCAAGAGUUCAAAAAGGCCUUUCAGAAUGUCUUGAGAAUCCAGUGUCUCCGCAGAAAGCAGUCUUCCAAACAUGCCCUGGGCUACACUCUGCACCCGCCCAGCCAGGCCGUGGAAGGGCAGCACAAGGACAUGGUGCGCAUCCCUGUGGGAUCAAGAGAGACCUUCUACAGGAUCUCCAAGACGGAUGGCGUUUGUGAAUGGAAAUUUUUCUCUUCUGUGCCCCGUGGAUCUGCCAGGAUUACAGUGUCCAAAGACCAGUCCUCCUGUACCACAGCCCGGGUGAGAAGUAAAAGCUUUUUGCAGGUCUGCUGCUGUGUAGGGCCCUCAACCCCCAGCCUUGACAAGAACCAUCAAGUUCCAACCAUUAAGGUCCACACCAUCUCCCUCAGUGAAAACGGGGAGGAAGUCUAGGACAGGAAAGAUGCAGAGGAAAGGGGAAUAAUCUUAGGUACCCACCCCACUUCCUUCUCGGAAGGCCAGCUCUUCUUGGAGGACAAGACAGGACCAAUCAAAGAGGGGGCCUGCUGGGAAUGGGGUGGGGGGUAGACCCAACUCAUCAGGCAGCGGGUAGGGCACAGGGAAGAGGGAGGUUGUCUCACAACCAACCAAUUCAGAACGAUACGGAACAGCAUUUCCCUGCAGCUAAUGCUUUCUUGGUCACUCUGUGCCUGCUUCAACGAAAACCACCAUGGGAAACAGAAUUUCAUGCACAAUCCAAAAGACUAUAAAUAUAGGAUUAUGAUUUCAUCAUGAAUAUUUUGAGCACACGCUCUAAGUUUGGAGCUAUUUCUUGAUGGAAGUGAGGAGAUUUUAUUUUCAGGCUCAACAUACUGACAGCCACAUUUGACAUUUAUGGGGAGAGGGCCUAGAGAGGAAGAGCAUUAAGAUGGUGGCCGAGAUCCAGACACAUUAUUUUUAGAGCAAGUUCUGAAACUCCACCCUUUCUGAUACAUCCAAUUUCUCAGCUUGAGGGAAACUUGACAGUGAGGUUUACCUUUGACUGCACUUUGAAUGGAUGCUGCUCCUCAUUUCCCAAAGAUGAGACUGAGGGGCACUCAUGAUGUCUCGGAAUGUAGUGUUCUCUAUCCUUGGGUCAGGAGAUGGUUGAAAGAACCAACCAGGGCGGUAUGGCUUUUCCCAAGAGAAGACAGUAGACCUGAGCAUCAUUCUUUCAAUUUAACUACUAGAGAGAAAAUCCAUUAAACAGUUCCAAGAUCAGAUGAUGAUAGGCUUUCUCUCUAAUAUCUUUAAAGAUCAAGAGGUUGGUGUGGCUGUUAAUUUCUUGCAAAGAUAGAGGCUGUUCACUUACUGCACAGCCAUUUCAAUAUGGCUUACAAAAGCUUUUCUUGACAAAUCACUUACCUGUUCCAGAACUCUGUUAUGAAAAUCCAGAGCUUAUAAUAUUUUGAAAGGCAAAAGAUUGUCUCCCAUUACUUCUUAUCUGCUUCACUAUUGCAUAAUGAAUGAGUUUCACCUGUGGCAUGUUGGAAUGAGCCUUAUGAUCCAAGUACAUUAUUCCCGAACUUUGAAAAAUACUAAUGCUUAGCUUCAGACAAUACUGAUGGAUCACCAAAGAACUGUCUAAAGCAGGAGUUUGCAAACAUUUUUUGAUAGAUGCCCAUUUGUUCUGGAAAAAGAUCCAGUAGUCAACUCAACUUCAUCUAUUCCUACUUUUCUGCAAGAACUUGGGGAACAUGCUAUAUUUUGCUUUAUGUAUACCAAAUUUUGGUAAACCAUAAUAACUCAGUACAGAACUUGCAUAUCUCUUUUCUGAAAUGCCUGGAACCAGAAGUGUUUCAGAUUACAGAUUUUUUCAAAUUUUGAAAUACUUGCAUAUACACAAUCAAAUAUCUCUGGGAUGGGACCCAAGUCUAAACACAAAAUUCAUUUAUGUUUCAUAUACACCUCAUAUGCAUAGCCUGAGGGUAAUUUUAUACAAUAUUUUUAAUUGACUGUUUUUGACUACAACCCAUAGACAUGAGGUCAGGUGUGGAAUUCCCCACCUGUGGCGUCAUGUCGGUGCUCAAACAAUCUUGGAUCUUAGAGCAUUUUGGAUUUCAGAUUUUCGGAUUAGGGCUGCUCAAGCUAUAGAUUACUAAGGAUGAAGAUGGUAACUAUAUGU